AUGCCAUCAACUGAUUCGACAAGUGAUAGUGCUCUGAAAUCCCAGGAGGUGGAGCGUCAGGUAGAAUCUCAUGGAAUGGAAAUAAAUCAAAUGGCAUCUUCCACUUUGAAAGUUUCGAGUCACGAGAGGAAGCAACCAACAUUUCCAAUUCAGGGACUUAAUAAACAGCAGCAACAGCAUUUGCACUUCUCACAGGCAUCUUUUCCGACGUAUGGAAGUCCUGGGAGUAGUUAUCCGCCUUAUUCUGCAACAUCUCUCAGACAGCAACCUCAUGAUUCACAAAUGAGGCAAGCUACAGCUCAUCAGAACAUGAAUGCUAAUCAGUUGGGACCUACUACACAGGCUAUGAAUAUGAUGAACGUGCCUAAGUUUGGCAGGCCUAAUGCUUUUGGUGAACCAAAGAAAAUGCAACCAGGAGCCCUGUCUCACACGAACAAUAACACGACGCUGCAACAAAAUCCAGUUCAGUGGCCAUCAUCCUCCAGCAAGGAACAGAAAAUUGGAGUUUCAUCAUCAAUGUCUUAUGUGAAGCAGGAACCAGUUGAUCAGUCAAAUGACCAACAACACAAAGUACAGUUGUCCAGCCCACAGGCAUCAUCUUUGUCUUCUGCACAGGUUGAUCGGGGAAAUGCUGCAGGGAAUUUGAAGGACGAAUCCUUUGAGAUGCACUCUUCUAGAAUGGGAUUUGCAAGGCCAACGAGCAUGUUACCGACAAAUUCAGUGCCCUCUUCUAUUACAAGCCAUUUUGAAACCAAUACAUUGGUAAUCUUAGGAAAUCCUGUCUCUCUGGUCCCUCUAUUGUUAUUAUACUAAUGAGCGAAAUAUUACUCUCAAAUACGGUUUAGUCCUAGUUAUAUUCACUGCAUUGAGCCAUAACUUAGGCGCUAAUAGUUGCUUUCUCUAGUGAUUUUAAAGGUGGUAAUCAUAUUUAUCUCAUUAUGCUUGUUUUUAUGGUUGUUUAUGUUAGUAAUAUUGUUCAUGUACCUUUUUUGUGUUCUUGUUUCGGGGAUUCUUAUACCUAGGAAUUUGCCUUAAGC
Olea europaea var. sylvestris is the source of this 1037-nucleotide messenger RNA. Its product is annotated as transcription initiation factor TFIID subunit 4b-like. Gene Ontology annotation, molecular function: RNA polymerase II general transcription initiation factor activity; DNA binding. Gene Ontology annotation, cellular component: transcription factor TFIID complex. The record is from RefSeq and is a predicted model, not a curated record. The transcript has 2 exons. Bases 1 to 813 code for a protein of 270 amino acids. Lineage: Eukaryota; Viridiplantae; Streptophyta; Magnoliopsida; Lamiales; Oleaceae. Gene Ontology annotation, biological process: transcription initiation at RNA polymerase II promoter.